Cyclopterus lumpus (lumpfish) is the source of this 4331-nucleotide messenger RNA. RefSeq names its product alpha/beta hydrolase domain-containing protein 17A-like. Gene Ontology annotation, molecular function: palmitoyl-(protein) hydrolase activity. Bases 262 to 1404 code for a protein of 380 amino acids. Lineage: Eukaryota; Metazoa; Chordata; Actinopteri; Perciformes; Cyclopteridae. Gene Ontology annotation, biological process: protein depalmitoylation. The record is from RefSeq and is a predicted model, not a curated record. Gene Ontology annotation, cellular component: plasma membrane; endosome membrane. The transcript has 6 exons.
AGUAAAAAAAAAAAAGAAAAAAAGAUUCAGGUUGCCAUGAACAGCUAGCUAGCCACCAACAACUGUCAGUACACUUGGGCAAAACCAUCCAUGUCAAGAUACAAGGACAUUUUUGUAAGUCUCGUGCCGCUCCUGUGUACAUACCGGGGCUCAUACCGGGGCUCACCGGCCUGACAACCGACUGUGAAUCGAUCCUGCUGGCACUGCGCAGUGACUAGAUCAGAAGACCUUUAGAGACCCAGAGACUUCUGAAUCCAGAAGAUGAACGGUCUGUCCAUACGAGAGCUAUGCUGCCUGUUCUGCUGUCCUCCUUGCCCCAGCCGUAUUGCAGCCAAACUGGCAUUCCUCCCUCCAGAGCCCACAUACGCCCUUCUCCCUGACUCGGAUCCAAGUUCUGGAGCUGGAACUGCUUCUGGGUCCACUUCCGGGGCUGCUCAGCCUUCUCUUGGAGCCCCCGGACUGCGUUCCCGGCAGGCCGCUGGUAGUGGAUCCGACAAAGGAGGAGGAACUGGUGCUGGAGGAGAAGGAGGAGGAGGAGGAGGGGGAGGGGGAGGAGGAGCAGGAGGAGGAGGAGGAGGUAGUGGUGCUGGUACUGGUGCUGGUAGUGGCAGCAGCAGCGGCGGUGGCAGCGGUGGCAGCGGCGGCAGCGGUUGGAGUGAGGGCAAGUGGAAGCUUCAUCUUACAGAGAGAGCGGAGUUCCAAUAUUCACAGAGAGAGCUGGAUCUGACUGAUGUAUUCCUGACCAGAUCCAGCCGAGGGAACAAGGUGGGGUGCAUGUACAUUCGCUGUGCCCCCAAUGCCAGGUUUACAGUGUUGUUUUCACACGGCAAUGCAGUAGAUCUGGGCCAGAUGAGCAGCUUCUACAUUGGAUUAGGCACACGCAUCAACUGCAACAUCUUUUCCUAUGAUUACUCAGGCUAUGGGGUUAGCACUGGCAAGCCCUCUGAGAAGAACCUAUAUGCUGACAUUGAUGCUGCCUGGCAUGCCCUGCGCUCCCGGUAUGGCAUCAGUCCUGAGAAUAUCAUCCUGUACGGACAGAGCAUCGGCACGGUGCCCACAGUAGACUUGGCAUCCCGGUUUGAGUGUGCUGCUGUGGUCCUCCACUCUCCUCUCACCUCUGGAAUGAGAGUGGCCUUCCCCGAUACCAAGAAAACAUACUGCUUUGAUGCCUUCCCUAACAUAGAGAAAGUGUCAAAGAUCCCAUCUCCAGUGCUCAUCAUCCACGGGACAGAGGAUGAGGUGAUCGACUUCUCUCACGGCCUGGCUCUGUUCGAGCGCUGUCCCAAGGCAGUGGAGCCCCUCUGGGUGGAGGGAGCCGGUCACAAUGACAUUGAGCUUUACAGUCAGUACCUUGAGAGGCUACGGCGCUUCAUCAACCAGGACCUGGCUGCACAGCAUGCCUGAGAAACAACCGUUUGUAUGAAUGAGGCUGUGUGUGUGUGUGUGCGUGUGUGUGUGUGUGUGUGUGUGCGACUGAGCGGGAAAGUCGGCAUGCCUGCAAAGUGCGCGUGAGAGAUCGACCUAAAACGAUUUGUGAUUUUUGUCACAUCUGUGUGUCUUUGAAGCAGCACACCUUUUACGUUUCUUUUCACGAGAUAUGUUCAAAUAAUUACGGUUUUUAAUAUCAGCAGCUGCAUCCAUCUGUAUGGUGGAGUGUGGUGAAGCGCUAUAAAACAAAAGCUGAGAUCAAACCACUUCACAGAUCCGUUUUUUAAUGUUAGGAAAUUUAUGAAUUGCAGCUUUGAAAUGUGUCACUGACAUAACUUAAGAAGUAACAUUAAUGUGCUUCAUCCAGAAAGGCACACAGAUGUCAUUUUACGUGUGUGUGUGUGUGUGUGUGUGAGAGAGAGAGAAGCAGUGCUGAAAGAAAUGAAGGACAUCCUGAUGACUUGGACAUCUGCAAGUGGAGGACGCUAAUUGAAACCUAUCAAUAUUUAUGUUUUUUUUUUUUUUUUUUGUGAGUGUAUGUAUGAAGAAUACCUCCACAGCUUGACCAGUUCUCUCUCCCAUGGACAAACACUGGUCGAGCAUGUGCCCGCCCACUCCUCCUUCACUCCCUGUUGACCUGUUAAUGGACAUCCAUCUGACUGCCAGGGCAUUUUCCAAGUUGUUGUCCAGCUAACACUAACCUACUUUAUCUGUGUGGUUUGGGGGUCCAUCUCCUUCCCUUUGGUGGAUAUAGGACUAGUCUGGAAUACUGUCAUAGCUUGUAUGGCUUUGGGUGUCUCGUACUCUCCUCUCUCAUUUCUGGCUGAAAAUAUUACAGCUACCUUCCACUUUAUUUCCUGGCUCUGCUGUAGCUUUGGCCUUUGCCUGUCCACAGAAUUGCAGAUUCCCCUCCAUUGCUUUGCUACAACCAGUCCUACAUAUGUGUGAUGAAGAAUGAUGGUGUGCUUGAAGUGAAACAGGGCUUUGAUAGCCACACAGAGUAUAUCUCUUGUUUAUGUGGACAUUUCUUUGGCAUUAAAAGAACAGCGAUAGAAGUGACUGGUUUCAUGUCACAUUAGAUCAGCUGGCUCCAACAGAAGGCUGUUGCUCUUCAGUAUUUACUGAUGUGUGACAUUUAAAGGUUGGGCAGAUUGCACUGACUUGGUAACAGCAGGAUUAAGUCUGAUUCCAAGGUGUGGUUUGACAGUUUGCUGAGAGUUGUAUAAGAAGAUUUUUGCUGAUGAACUUAAAGUCUGUUACAAGUCUUGUUCCAUAGCUCUCAUCACACGGGUUAGUCCGCCUCUUGUUCAUAUGCGCAUUUGUUUCUCUUGAUGUAAUUAAUCCAAACGUGUUUGUCGUAGUGUGGGGCCAUGGGUUGUUCGUUUCAGAGCCAUGCGUGUCGAUGUCAUGUGACUAACACAUCAGAUCGGGUGUCAGGGCGGGACAUCAUGCCUAAUAUAGCUGUUUUUAACCUCUGUGGCCCUAAAUGUACAGGAGCUCUCUUAUGGGUGGCAGCACGCUUCAUGUCUGACACAAGCCAUAUUUGAGCCUCUCACUGUUGAUGUGGUGCAGGUUCCACCACACACACGCACACAAACACACACACACACACACACACACACACACACACACACCUAUACAUACAUACAUACAUACAUACAUACACACACACACACGCACACACACCGUUGCAUAUUAUCUCUCACAAACACACACACACACACACACACACACACACAUAAUAUAUUUACUGUUGAAUACAGUAUAUGGACACAUUUAUAUAUAUCAGAUCAAGCAUGACAAAAGCAGGUCUUAAGUUCAGCACUAUUGUACAAAGCAUCCAAAGUGUAAUAAGGGUAUAAACUGUAAGUUUGUGUGUCUUCAUUAUUAUUGACUGUCUUUUACAGGCCAGCAUUAAGGAUACUAACAUCACAUUUGAGUCAUCUGCCUUUUGUGUAGACCUGAAAAAGUCCAAGAACAGAUUUCAUGGUCGCAGGCUAGCAGCACAUUUCAGAUCUACACAAGACGUCUGCUGCAUAGGAGACCCAUCGGUUUCAGUGGUAGUAGCUGCAUUCAUUUUUAAGGGAACAUGUAUUGAACUAGCACUGAUCUGAUUACUCCAUUGUGGGAGAAUAAGUGGGUCUUGGUGAACACAGCUCGCUCCCUGUCAUCACUUCAAACAGGGAAUGUUUCCAUUCUCAUCCUGUGCUUUGUGUCUGAUAUUUAAAUAAUGGAAAUCUGGUACCAUCUUGGACCAGGGAUCCAAGCUGAUAGAAGAAUUAGAGAGAGUUAUCGACUCUGAAAGUAGAAGUAGUUUUUUUUUUUUUUUCCUGAACUGGUCGCGUUAUCAGGGAAACCACUGGAUCCACCUUUCAUUCAUCGGAUUCAAGAAACAGGCUGGAGACUUGCCGUUUUAUUAUUAAUGCACCACUAUGGUUGACGCAUAUUGUAUCCUCUGGCCCUGAAUGUGUAUUGAUGGGGGUGGGGGGGUUGAACAGUAAAACUGUAUGCAUGUCUAUUGUGUUUUGCAAGGCAAGUGAUGGGGUGGGAUGUUAUCGCUAUUAUGUAUUCUAUGUGAGGAUAAAGCUGAACUCGUGGCAUUGGAACAUUGGGAUGUAUAUUUGAGUUUUUUAAAUACUGAUAUUAACUGAUGUAUUGUUAUGAGUUUUGUGCUAGAGUUUGAGCGGGGCAGUGUUAGGUGGGUGGAGGGCUAGACUAUAUUACUGGGCUGUUUAUAUGGUUACUGUACUUACCUAUUCUCUUCUUUGUAUUAUGAUUUGUAAUUUUAUGUUGCUUUUUUGAACUGAGAAUAUGAUGUAAUGAAUUAAUUCAUGGGACUGAAUCUUGACCUUUUUAUGGACAACAAAAUAAUAAAAAAAGAUCACUUAUGUACAAAAAUGUUA